Pelobates cultripes (western spadefoot toad) is the source of this 851-nucleotide messenger RNA. Lineage: Eukaryota; Metazoa; Chordata; Amphibia; Anura; Pelobatidae. The record is from the annotation of a GenBank genome assembly.
AUGUCCAAGAAGGAUGUGACGUGUUUCUGGAUCGUACUGCUCCUGUGCCAAGAGCUACGGACCGACCCGAUCGCAGAGAUGGGACCAUCCUCCGGCAUCCUGAUUCAAGAGACACCAGGGUUCAUCUUAACAGAGAAGAGGAUCCUGACCCGACGUGUGUUCGUCAGCUUGGACCCCAAGAUUUCCAUCGAGAAGGCAUACAACAUUUCAUCGAUGCAGCUUCCUGAGUUACAGACUUGGUACCAGAUGCACCUCCAAAGAGCACAGGACCGUGUGCGAAACAUCUUGGAGCAAGCCCGAAAACCAUUUGUAUCCAGUUCUAUUCCGAUGAGCAACCGACCCAAAAGGUUCCUCACCGCUAUAAUUGUUGCAUUAGUUUGUGCCACUGUCGGUGCAGUUGUCGCAACUGGAAUGUCUGCAGCCAACUCUAUUACUGUCCAAAAGCUGGAUAUGGAAAUCUAUGCGCUAAAGCAACACAUUAACGAUAUUCAUCAGGUGAUAAACCAGCAAAGAACACUUCUCCAAGACGUGUUAACUAUUGUGGAAGACACAGUUGUUACAACAAAUUUGCAUUCGGAGUUAAUUACCAAAUCCACUGAGUUGCACCAAAGUCAUGACUUAUUUAAGCGUGAACUUCUAUUUCUGCAUGACUCAAUAUUGUUCCACACACUUGCUUUUCUCGACGAAGUGCAAACUGGAAUGAUCGAAUUGGCAGGGGGACGCAUACCUCUGUAUUUUGUAUCCAAGGAUAUUGUUCAUGCGAUGCUUGCCAAUGUGGAUGGAGAGACAAUUGAGCCUAUGCAAUUAAAUCUGGCCUUUGAGAUGGGGAGCGCUAUACCUCUCUUAAUUGA